Molecule: messenger RNA, 2102 nt
Organism: Scophthalmus maximus (turbot)
Lineage: Eukaryota; Metazoa; Chordata; Actinopteri; Pleuronectiformes; Scophthalmidae
Gene: rab13
Product: RAB13, member RAS oncogene family
Exons: 8
Coding region: 485-1087 (200 amino acids)
Biological process (GO): protein secretion; protein localization to plasma membrane; Golgi vesicle fusion to target membrane
Cellular component (GO): plasma membrane; synaptic vesicle; endosome
Molecular function (GO): GTPase activity; GTP binding
Source: RefSeq, a predicted model, not a curated record
UAAAUACGUAGCCUCCGAGCGGAUCUGGGAUCCGGGCCGACAGAAAGUUGGAAGCUGAAAAAAACAAACACGUAGCCACCCCGGUAUGUUUGUAAAUGGAGUGAUAGCAACUCUCGGAGCUCUGUAACAUGCACCUGGAGUCGAUGUGGUGAUGAAGGCAGAUCUGCGGUAGUUAGUUCAACUUUGGAUGGAGUUUAUUCCCUUAUCCAGCGGAUACAACAGAGCACAGAAGCACUGAGGGGGAUCGGAAUUUACCGGUGACAAGUCUGGGAGGGGGAGAAAAAAAAAGGAAAAGAGGAUCCACUCGUAACAGGAAGAUUUUUUUUGUUUUUAAAUACAUUUUUAAAAGCCUGUCUGCUUUUAAUCAGAGGGAAGCAAGUGAAGAUUUAAAGGCUCAAGUCGAUGAGAAGGAUCUCGGAUACAGGGACAACUCCAACGUAUCCCCUUUGAGUUCUGCUUUGACUUUUGAAGAACAGCUCCGACCAUGGCGAAAAAGUAUGAUUUCCUUUUCAAAUUGUUACUCAUCGGGGACAGCGGAGUGGGGAAAACAUGUCUGAUCAUUCGCUUUGCUGAGGACAAUUUCAACUCCACUUACAUUUCAACCAUCGGCAUUGACUUUAAAGUAAAAACCAUUGAAGUGGAUGGAAAGAAAGUGAAACUACAAGUCUGGGACACAGCAGGUCAGGAAAGGUUCAAGACCAUUACGACAGCCUACUACAGAGGAGCCAUGGGCAUCAUCCUGGUGUACGACAUCACAGACGACAAGUCAUACGAAAACAUUCAGAACUGGAUGAAGAGCAUCAAAGAAAAUGCAUCAGCUGGGGUCAGUCGGAUGUUGCUGGGUAAUAAGUGCGACAUUGAGGCCAAGCGGAAAGUUUCCAAGGAGACAGGAGAAAAGCUGGCCAAAGAUCACGGCAUCCGGUUCUUCGAGACCAGUGCAAAGUCCAGCAUUAAUGUUGAGGAGUCUUUCCUGUCUUUGGCUCGUGACAUACUACAGAAAUCCAGCAAGAAACCAGGCCCCACAGGUCGAGAAGUGAAAAUCACCAGCAGCGCAGAGAAAAAAUCCUCCAAGUGUGUUCUUCUCUAGAUGUGGCUCUGUCGAGCACAAAGAAGAAAGCGCAACACAAAUCAGUAUUACAGGGGGAAUACAGCACAACAUGAUUUCUGUCUCCAUCUGGUGGGCUUAAUGUCAAAUACAUGCUGGAGCAUCAACAAAAUGUUUUUAUACCUAAACAAUCACCUCACCCACUGUUUGUAAAUUUUGGUUAGCAUUGCUAUUUCAGCGUUGUCAGUUCACUGUUUCAAAUUCAAGAGACCGGUGACACAUUGGGCCCCUCAGCAGUUUCAGUUUCAUAUGAAUAUAUUGCAGAGAUGUCAUCAACCCGAAAAUUGAGCUUUAAAUGUUAGCAGAAUUUAUAUUCACAUUUGAAUAUGGUUGUUUAAUGUGAAUCCCCUUUAGAACUGGUGAUAUGUUUCAAUGGUGCACAGCCUCAUAAAAAGAUAAUAUUAAUUAUUGAACACCUUUUACAGUCCAUAACACAGAAAGAUCCUUAUCACAUUCUAUGAGAACCUGAAAAGAUGCUCUACGCGUCAUUUGAUUAAAAAAGCGGUUGUUGGUUGUUUCACUGUCAGUUUAAAAACACUGGUGGAAAACAACCUUUGCUAUCUUAGAUGCAUGGAUUCCGAAUGUGGAAGAUGGGAAGUGAGAUAAGUACAAUAUGAGAGGACGAGUGGAAAGAUAAAAGAAUGAUGGAUAAAGCAAGUGAACGGACAGGAUGUGAGGGCCUGGGAAGCAGUAGUGCUCCCAUGUCCCUCAUUUUGAAUUGAUUUAAUGGAUCUUGCCUUUUAUGUAAAGUGCCUGGUAAAUCUCCCAUUAAACACAACCACACAUUAGUUACAUCUGACCUGACAGUCUCUCUGUAAAGCAGAUUUCACAGCAUUGAAAUGGAGUGUGGUUGCUAGUGCUUUUUUUCCGCCCAGACAUACUCUGUUUCCUGUAACAAGUUUCUUCCACAUCCUGUAUUUUUAUUAUGCAUCAAGAUUUUGUAUGAAGUUUACAGACAUCCUUCUUGCUGAAUAAAAAUGCAAAACUUAACAUAAAA